AUGCCAACUGGCAAGUUAAAGAAAUUUGUCUCCGACAAGGGUUUCGGAUUCAUAACACCUGAUGAGGGCGGUGAAGACAUUUUUGCACAUACAUUGCAGUUCGUGGGAGAUGGUGACACCUUGCGCGGGGGCGAGCGUGUGACCUACGAGGCCGAGUGGGACGACCGAAAAGGAAAAUAUCGAGCAUCAACUUGGACGGUGGAUGCGAGUGGUGCGGGAGCGGCCAUGCUGCCGGGAGUCUUGAAGAAGUACUUCACCGACAAAGGCUUUGGCUUCAUCGAGCCUCAGGACGGUAGUGAAGACCUCUUCGCACACCAGCGGCAGUUCAGCGGGGACCCCAACAGCAUUCAGGAUGGAAUGAAGGUCAAAUAUGAAGUUGAAUGGGAUGGUAAGAAAGGCAAAAACAAAGCAGGACCGGAUCUUGGUGUGCUGACAAUGGUUUCGGCGGCGGCGGCGGCGGCUAUGGCGGUGGUGGCUGCGGUGGCGGCGGCGGCUAUGGCAUGCAGCAGCCAAAUUAUGGCCAACCCAUGGGUGGCUGCCCACAGACUCUUCGGCGGCAAGCUUCAUUUUCGGGAAUUGUAG
Molecule: messenger RNA, 582 nt
Organism: Durusdinium trenchii
Lineage: Eukaryota; Dinophyceae; Suessiales; Symbiodiniaceae
Source: the annotation of a GenBank genome assembly